This is a messenger RNA of Plenodomus lingam JN3, 249 nucleotides long. NCBI's taxonomy places the organism in Eukaryota, Fungi, Ascomycota, Dothideomycetes, Pleosporales, Leptosphaeriaceae. The record is from RefSeq and is a predicted model, not a curated record.
AUGCAUGUGCUAAAGAGGCACCAUGCGGGCUGUCAAGUGUCGUCUAUAGUACCCAUUCGUGAGCCCUGUGUGGUCGUGCGUUCAAGGACAGGACAGCUCGACACGCACGGCUCAAGGGAUGUGCCAAAGCCAGAACGACUCCCUUUUACCCUUCCGUCGCCUGGUGUCCGGGUUUCUGAGGCUCUGCUGGGACUCGCUACCGGCGCCGAGCCGACGGAGUCAGAGGCAAGGCAUGGCACAGAGGGCUAG